Molecule: messenger RNA, 531 nt
Organism: Arvicanthis niloticus (Nile rat)
Lineage: Eukaryota; Metazoa; Chordata; Mammalia; Rodentia; Muridae
Source: RefSeq, a predicted model, not a curated record
AUGGCUGAUUCCUGUUCACGGACUUGCUCCUUUUCCGCUUGUGCGUGUAGACACCGGGACAAGGGGAGCGAGUUCUCGCUGCUGGAGAAGCGGCUGUCGGAAGACUCGAGCCGCGGUGUGCGGCUGCAGAAGUGGGCGAGCAUGUGGAGCGGAGACGCGUCGGAGCUGGAGCCGAAACGGCGUGAGGAGAAGGAGGCCGCGGUGGAGAACCCGCUUGUGUUCCUGUGCGCAGGCUGUCGCCGGCCGCUGGGCGACUCGCUUACCUGGGUGGCCAGCCAGGAGGACACCAACUGCAUCCUGUUGAGCAGUGUCUCCUCUAACGUCUCUGUGGAUAAGGAGCAGAGACUGUCCAAGUGCAGAGAUGAAGACGGUUGUCUGCAGGCUUGCCCGCUGCUGGCAGUUCUUCAUGAGACUCCUUCCCAGGCUUCGGUUUCCUUUCAUAACGAUGGAAGUCCUCUCAGGACCGAGAGACAGAUUUUCAUCUCUACAUCCUUCUAUGGAACAUCGAGGAACACGAGAGGCCUCUGUUAA